This is a messenger RNA of Haemonchus placei, 219 nucleotides long. Lineage: Eukaryota; Metazoa; Nematoda; Chromadorea; Rhabditida; Trichostrongylidae. The record is from the annotation of a GenBank genome assembly.
AUGAGCCUACGGUUGGACGCGGCUGGAUCGGAUCAGAAACGAAGACGUUCGAAUGGCUACAAGAGCCCAAGUUCAGCUGAAGAUGAGAGAGCUGCGCUAGCGAUGCUUCGGGCAUGUACUGAGAAGACAACAGAGUCAUCGGACAAGGGAGGAAAUGGAUUCGAAGCUGAGGGUAAGCAACCACGAGGAGCCCAAAAAAACGGGUUUCGCCGAAGCUGA